Molecule: messenger RNA, 842 nt
Organism: Spirometra erinaceieuropaei
Lineage: Eukaryota; Metazoa; Platyhelminthes; Cestoda; Diphyllobothriidea; Diphyllobothriidae
Source: the annotation of a GenBank genome assembly
AUGUCCCGCUCUCGGAGUUCUCUUACCAAGGUUUAUGUGGGCGAUCUGCCUCGAGAGGCAUCAGAAAAGGAAAUAGGCCGCGUCUUCGAUCGUUAUGGAGCCGUGCGAAGUGUGUGGGUUGCCAGAAACCCGCCGGGCUUUGCAUUUGUUGAGUUCGAGGAUGCCGCUGAUGCAGAGGAUGCUGUCAGAGAUCUGGAUGGAUCGUAACAAUAAUUCGAUUUUAUUAUCUCGUCUCUUCAGAGUUAUUUGCGGUGUCCGAGCACGUGUUGAGUUGAGUAGCGGAAAAUCGCGGCCCAAACCGUGGCUAAGGGGCAGUGGGCGGGACAGUUACGGACGAGGAUCUGGCGAUCGUGGCAGGGGAAGACCUUUUGACCCUAAUGACCGAUGUUAUGAAUGCGGAGAACGCGGUCAUUAUGCCUACGAUUGUCGCCGACGGCGUUCAAGGCGCUCCAGGUAGCAUUCCUGUGAUGUAUUUUGUCGACUCAUCUCAACUCGCCUCUCGACACGUUAAGUCAACUCAGCAGAUACUCUCCGCACCCUAGUCGAGUCAGAUUAACUUCAUGCCACCUACGAUCAGCUUGAAAGACCACUCUACAACAUCAGCUGCUAGGCGUCAUCUAAAUAAAGGCUGAGGAGCGUCUGUUGAAAAUCCUUCAUAUCUGCUGAAUGAGUUCUACCGGCGCUCGUUAUUUGCGACCACCGGGUUAGUGAGACAAUUUGAGACAUGAUUUCGCCUAUGAUUGCCAGUACUUUUUUAUUGUUCGCUACCCGUUCUAUCACCUAUACUAACCGACUCGUACUUUGAUAGGUCCCGGACCUCGAGGUCUCCGCGCCGAAGUUGA